Neltuma alba is the source of this 1071-nucleotide messenger RNA. RefSeq names its product probable F-box protein At2g36090. The record is from RefSeq and is a predicted model, not a curated record. Bases 1 to 1071 code for a protein of 356 amino acids. Gene Ontology annotation, molecular function: protein binding. The transcript has a single exon. NCBI's taxonomy places the organism in Eukaryota, Viridiplantae, Streptophyta, Magnoliopsida, Fabales, Fabaceae.
AUGGCUGAUUCAACGACAAUUCCCACUCCCAAAAACGCGGCAGAAACUGCCACCGACGUAGGCUCCGCCGCCGCCACCUCCAUCUUAACCUUGCAUCCGAGCAUAAUUCAAACUCACAUCCUGACUCGCCUCGACGUCUCCGCGCUUGCAUCGGUUGCCACCACAUGCUCCCAACUCCACGCCGUCGUCUCCCAGGAAGAUUUCUGGGCCCACCUCUGUCACUCUACGUGGCCUUCUACCAGUUCUCCACGCAUCCGCCACGUCAUCCGUCGCUUCCCUCACGGUUCCCGCUCUUUCUUCUACGAUUCUGCCACUAUUCCACGCCCGAACACCACCAUUCCUCGAAACUCGCACGUAAAUCUCGACCGCACACCGCAGCUGAUCUCCGCCGUUGACCUUUAUCACCGCCGUCAACUCUUACUUUCCAGAGUGGUACAGACCGAAACAGUCUCUGAUUCGUUCAGGUGCUCGCCCUUCCGGGUGGACAUACUUGAACCAGAAGAGGUGGUUCAAACACAUAUAAGAUAUCCGGAGAGUGACGAAGCUUAUCAAGAGCUAGCGAGGGGCCUGAGGAUGAGCUGGAUAUUAAUAGACGCGAGUGGAGGGCGGGCGAUGACCGUUUCGAGCCGGAUGCCAAUAGGUCUCCAACAGUACUGGCAGGGCGGGACGGCAGGGUUCAGCUUCAUUUCGGCGAUGACCAGCAAUGAAGAACCUUUGUGGAAGCUCAAGGUGUGCAGGUUGAUGGUGAGGUGCGUGGAGGCGGUGGGUGGGGAAACGGAGGUGAGGGAGGUGAGUUUAAAGAUGGAAGGGAUAGAUGGGAGGACAAAAUUGAAUGGGAGGGAGAGUUUGGUAAUUUUACAGAGACUGUUGGAGGGUAAAAGGGAAAGUAAGAAACAAGCGAGGGAGAGAUGCGAGGGGAGAGAUCUAGAGACGAGGAGGAGAAGGGCAAGGCCAGAUAUGGUCCGCCAGAGCCUCGCUAUGUUGUCGUUUGUGGCACUUCUAUUUGUGUUUGUAGUAAGGAGACCUGGACCUCUUGUGGGGAUGAUGCGGAAGGUUCAAAAUAAAAAAUAG